Messenger RNA from Pisolithus orientalis, 1214 nucleotides. RefSeq lists its product as uncharacterized. The coding region runs from base 285 to 908 and encodes 207 amino acids. The transcript has a single exon. The record is from RefSeq and is a predicted model, not a curated record. NCBI's taxonomy places the organism in Eukaryota, Fungi, Basidiomycota, Agaricomycetes, Boletales, Pisolithaceae.
GAACUUGCGAGGCAACAGGCUAGUAGUCUUUCCCGUACGUACUCGAUUACCAUCUUUAAGAGGCAACGAACGCCCGAUUUACCACGAUAGGGAUCCUCUGCUCUCCUGCAGUACCGGUACUGGCUCUCGCCCGGCAGUUUCGAGCGCAUGACAGCCCGCACCUAGUCGUUUUGGACAAGAAGAACCGUGGCUGCGGCACCCUUUCUACCACUUCGCACCGUUUCACAGGUGGCCGCCGUGCCGAGUAGGUCGUGAAUAUACACUAUACAUGCACUCUAUCUCUCAUGUGCUGGGCUGAGCGCCCCUCACCUUUUGUAGCCUUGUUCUAUCCUAGCGCUCUACAGCUCCACACUCCGUACCUUCCCUUAAAUGAGCUGUGGCUUCUUCUUGCCUUCCAUAUGAUCCCCGCUCUUCCUGACAGACCAUUCCCAACGAUUCAUGUAGUUGUUGUUUUGUGUGUGACGUUCGUAGUCGUCUUUCACAGAGUUGCAUAUUCCUGUUCUUCAUCCAAACCUUCCGUAUCUUUGGACAUCUUCACUGGAAGACGGAAGAAGAAAGCAUCGUUUUCAUCGGGGACAGAAACGACGUUGGAGACCACUUCAUUUCCAGCCCCUGACUGUUCGACCAGCACAGACGAGCAAUAUCAGCUCGCAACUGCGCAUCGUCUCCGUCACGCCGUCGUCCGGUUGUCGUCAGGGAGGGACAUAACCGUUUCAUGGCCUGGUAAGCUAUUAAGUGCCCCCUCCAGAACACUGGUAGUCUUUCCACAGAGAACACCCUCGGGAUGGCAAGCAGUCUGCGUUAUCUAUAUUGAUGCCGGUCAGCUUGGGCUAUCUCGUUUCUCCGUUCCCAUCACAAUGUGGUGGAUACCCGCUACGACUAAUUCUGCAGAAGGCAUACCUAGCUAAACCAUCCGCAGUCUAUCUCUCAGAUCGCGAUAAAGAUUCCGGUGGAGAGUGGAUCUGGUGCAGCUUGCCAGGGAUUCCACGCAGGCCACCCUGCACUCCAUACGUACGCGUAAGGUUGCCAAAUGAACGGUUUUAUCCGGUGGUGCCUGCGGGAAUCUCACCUCGCCUAUAGCACAUCCAAGCCGGUCUGUAGGUAUACCAGGCAUGUUGCGCGUUACUUAUGAUCUGGAAUCUAGUGGCAACUUCUGGAUGGCUUAAUGAACGACCUGUAAGACGUGACUAUACAUCUGGGUAUAUGGUAAACCC